Messenger RNA from Arabidopsis arenosa, 1152 nucleotides. The record is from the annotation of a GenBank genome assembly. NCBI's taxonomy places the organism in Eukaryota, Viridiplantae, Streptophyta, Magnoliopsida, Brassicales, Brassicaceae.
AAAACAAGAACUUUCGGAAGAAGGCUUCGGGAAAAUCUCCGGCGAAACAAAACCCUAGCGUCGAGCGGCGAAGAUGGGCGUAGUUGAUUUGAUCACUAGGGUUAAUUCCAUCUGUAAGAAGUACGAAAAGUAUGAUCUCAAUAAACAGAGAGAAGCUAAUGUCUCCGGCGACGAUGCUUUCUCCCGCCUUUACUCCGCCGUCGAAUCUGCGCUCGAAACUGUUCUUCAGAAAACAGAGGAUUUAUCGUCUGAGACGAACAAAGCGAAAGCUGUAGCGAUGAACGCAGAGAUUCGAAGAACGAAAGCUCGAUUGCUUGAAGGAAUUCCAAAACUUCAGAGACUUGCUCUCAAACAGGUCAAAGGGCUUUCAAAGGAAGAGCUUGAUGUUAGGAAUGAUUUGGUUUUGUCAUUGAGAGAUAAGAUUGAGGCCAUACCAGAAACCUCUGCUCCUGUUGUAGGUGGUUGGGAAGCUUCAACAUCGUAUUCGAAUAUCAGAUUCGAUACUAAUGUCUCAGAUCACAGAAUUGGUAGUGAAUAUUUCGAGCCAACCGGAGAGUCUGAUCAGUUUAAACAAGAGUAUGAGAUGAAAAGAAUAAAACAGGCAAGUGAUCAAGGAUUGGAUUACAUAGCUGAAGGACUGGAUACACUCAAGAAUAUGGCUCAGGACAUCAAUGAGGAACUUGAUAGACAAGAACCACUCAUGGAUGAAAUAGAUACAAAGAUUGACAAGGCAGCUACUGACUUGAAAAGCACCAAUGUGAGGCUUAAGGAUACUGUAACAAAGUUGAGAUCCAGCCGCAACUUCUGCAUAGACAUCAUCCUCUUAUGCAUACUCCUGGGAAUCGCUGCCUUCAUUUACAAGUAACCUUCUUUUUUUUUUUUGUUCAUGAGCUCCUACUUCAAAGGAAAAAGGAAUGCUUGACGCAUAUUACAACUUGCAACUCACAUCCAGCCAAGUUCAGAUUUGUUUGGUGAUGCGAUUCAGAUAAUCAGAUGCCAAACAAUUUUGCAUUUCAUGAUGUGACUUUGAGGUGGAGCCAACCACUACAUACCUCCCCAUUCUAACUGUGCAACUGCAAGCAAUGUUCUCGGAGGUUCUUGUGCUGCUAACUAUAACAAUUUACAAAUACAUUAUAAAGCAUAUAUUCCUAU